UGUGCCAUGUGCCUAUCAAAGGACGAAUUCCGCUGCACCAAGUGCCAGAGCAUCAGCUACUGUUCCGAAGAAUGUCAAAAAGCCGAUUCACAAUGCCACCAACCCCUCUGCACUAAUUUCACCCAGCAAGGCGCCCGACCCUCCCCACAACAUCGCCUCGGCCUCGAAUUCCCAGACUCCGGCGCCGGUCCACGUUUUGUUUGGGUGCAAUGUGAAAUGCGAUAUGAAGACGAUACUCUGUACCAAUUUCGAAAUAUGAAGCCUUACUUUGACCACGCAUCGGGAUACACGUAUCCAAGGCAGCGCAUCAUACGACGGAAUUCGAGGCUCGAUCGUCCCCUACGCAACGCUAUUGAGCUUACAAGUCGAGAUGGGUUUCUAGUAGAUGGGUCGGUACAUAACCCAGCUGUGUACUUGGCUGCAUCGUUUGGAGGCCUAGGAGAAGUACCAGGGGAUUGGAGAGGGCCUGUUGUUGUGAUGAGAGCAAAAGGUUGUGGUGUUGAUUCAAAUCCUUAUUUGGACAUCACCAUGGGUGACUUCCGUUGCGUUAUGGAUUACUUUUGCAAUUUU
Bipolaris zeicola 26-R-13 is the source of this 570-nucleotide messenger RNA. RefSeq lists its product as uncharacterized. The record is from RefSeq and is a predicted model, not a curated record. Lineage: Eukaryota; Fungi; Ascomycota; Dothideomycetes; Pleosporales; Pleosporaceae. The transcript has a single exon. The annotation marks the transcript as partial.